AUGUCGGGUGUAAAGAAUGUUUUAUUCAACGAUGAUGAAAUGUUGGCUAUGGUUGAAGAUUUGCCAUCAGAUAAUAAUGAAAACACUGAUCUUGAAGAUGAUGAUGAAGUGGAUUUACUAACGAUACGUUCAAGAAUACGCGCUAGAGCCCAAUUCAAUAUGGAUCCUAAUGAAGCUGUGCUUCAAGAUCAGCUUGAAGACCUACCGGGUGAGGAAAUUUUAGACAAUCGUCCGGGAUGUAGCCAUUGGAAGAAAAAUAUACGCGAAGACGAAAAACAUCGCCAAUGGAAAGCUAAGGAUAGUGUUUCACAAAUUCCUGAAUUCUCAUUACCCGAGGGUCCUGUUCCUGGUCUGUUUGAAAGCUGCGUAACUACUACUGAUUUUUUCGUCAGUUUUCUUGAAGGUGCUCUUGAUAAUAUUGUUUAUCAGUCCAAUCUGUACGCCGUUCAGAAAAAUAAGUUACUAGAUUUGAAGAAAGGUGAACUACUGGCUUUCAUUGGUAUAAACUUCCUUAUGGGAUACCAUAAAUUACCAAGUUGGAGGCACUUCUGGAGUGAAAGUCAGGAUUUGGGAGUUUCCUUAGUGGGCAAAGCGAUGAGCCGUAAUAGGUUUGACGCUAUUUUGAGCAAUUUGCAUGUAAACGAUAACAGCUGUAUACCAAAAGAUAAUAAAGAUCGUCUUUUCAAACUUCGCCCAUUGAUUGAAUACUUGAAUGAAAAAUUCGGAACUGCCUACCAUGGAAGAAGACAACUCUCUGUUGACGAGUCAAUGAUUCUUUUCAAGGGCAGAAGUUCCAUGAAGCAAUAUAAUCCAAUGAAACCAGUAAAGAGGGGUUACAAGCUUUGGUGCCUGGCUGAUCAAUAUGGAUACAUAAAAAAAAUUUCCAUUUACCAAGGAAAGGACGAAAAGCUGGAAAACAAAUAUGCAACGUAUGGGCUCGGUGAAAGAGUUGUUCUGUCAUUGACUGAAAAGGAGUGGGGAAAAGAGAAAAUUAUUUGCUUCGAUAACUACUUUUCUUCAGUCAAACUGCUGGAAAAACUAAAAAAUGAAAAUACUCUAGCUUGUGGUACCAUUCGUGCUAAUAGAAGAGGCAACCCAACAAAUUUGAGGGAUGAAAGAAAAAUGAAAAGGGGAGAUUUCGACUACCGAUCUUCGACACAUGGAAUCAGUUUUUACAAAUGGAAAGACACAAAAACAGUACUGUUGGCUUCAAAUUACCAUGGCAAUGAGCUUACAACUGUUGCUAGAAGAGAUAAAUCAGGAGUGCAACACGAAGUCAGUUGUCCUACAGUCGUAAAAGACUAUAACACAUAUAUGGGUGGAGUGGACCAUGCUGAUCAACUUCGGGCUGCAUAUGGCCUAGACCAUAGGUCAAAAAAGUGGUGGCAUCGGCUCUUUUGGGGAAUUAUCGAAAUAUGUUUUGUUAACUUCUUUAUCGUUCACGGCCAAAUGAAUGAAAAAAUAUCUCUUCUGGAGUACAAAAGAUGUGUCACCCUUGGACUUUUAACGCAAAAGGAUUUACCUGUUGACAAACGGAGUCUGAGCAGAAAAUCUAAUAAUGACGAGCCUGCGCAAUGCACCAAAAAACGAAGGGGCAAAGGAGAAUCCGUUUCAAAGGACGUGCGACUGGGAAACCUAGCCCAACGGUACUUUUGA
Messenger RNA from Eupeodes corollae, 1656 nucleotides. Its product is annotated as piggyBac transposable element-derived protein 3-like. The transcript has 2 exons. The coding region runs from base 1 to 1656 and encodes 551 amino acids. The record is from RefSeq and is a predicted model, not a curated record. NCBI's taxonomy places the organism in Eukaryota, Metazoa, Arthropoda, Insecta, Diptera, Syrphidae.